Messenger RNA from Symbiodinium natans, 855 nucleotides. The record is from the annotation of a GenBank genome assembly. NCBI's taxonomy places the organism in Eukaryota, Dinophyceae, Suessiales, Symbiodiniaceae.
AUGCACCUCGACGACGUUUCAGCCUUCCUACCCGUCCUGCCCAUGUUCAGCUUCACGUUGGUUGCAUCCAUCGGCUAUGGCAAUAUAGCACCGGCAACAGAUGCUGGGAGGGUCUUCUGUAUGGUUUUCACGUUAGUGGCCACGCCGGCACUGGUGGUGGCAUACCUUGGUGCAGCAAGGAAGAUGAUCGACUUCACCAGAGUCAUAGCCAUGCUCUUCAACAAGAAGAAUAUUCUCACCUUUCACAAAUACGAUACUGACGGCUCUGGGCAGCUGGAUUUCGUCGAGUUUGGAUCAGCUCUGCGCGAUCUGGGGUAUCCAGUUGCAGAAAGUGAUGUGAACUUGAUCAUGGAGGAAGUCAACAUUUGUGAUACCUCGCUGGUAACAAUUCAAGAGUUCGGCCAGGCACUGAUCUUGCUGGAGUUUCCCAGUGCGCGGCAGGAGAAACAUCGCCUGAGUGCGAUGAUCAGUUUCUCCACCACGCUGACAUGGUUGCUAGCUGGUGCGGCGCUGGAGCUUCGUCGAGCCUUGGCUGCCAUGCGACUGCCAGCAUUGCACACCACAUGCAUGCGCAAGCAGGAGGCAAUAUGGUUCUGCUGGGAGACGCUCAUGACCAUCGGCUUGGGAUGGUUUACCUUGGCUUACAGCUUCCUGGGUCUUGGAUUCAUUUCUGUUCUCCUUCAGAGCAUAGUGGACCUUCUGUCCAAGCACAGCUCCAUCAUCGGGAGGUUGGAGAUGCGACUGUUGGAGGCCCGUACCACGAAGCCAUCCUGUCCCCAAGGUCAGAGGCUAUAUAGUUUUUUACUUGGCGAUCUCCCCGUCCAGCAAGCUGCUAGAGAUGCAAGCGCCGCCUAA